AAUCUAUCUCUACAAAAAUUAGACGGUUGAAAAAUCAGCAAACACUUUAUAAAGUUAAAAGUUGUGAAAAAUAAAGAAGAAGAAGAAGAAGAAGAUCAGGAUAAUUAAGCUAAGGGGGCGACCCGAGAACAUAUAUAUAAGAAUUAAUGGCGGCAUUAAUCAAUCGUGGGUUUAGUUUUGCUGUUGCUGUGGUGAUGGUUGUGGCGGCGGCGCAGCUGGUCGGAGACGCGGCGGCGGCCACCUACGUGGUCGGAGAUGCCUCCGGUUGGAUGGUUCCCACCGGCGGCCCUGCUACCUACACCACCUGGGCUUCUCAGUAUGUUUUUAGAGUUGGUGAUGUUCUUGUGUUCAACUUCGGCACGGGGAUACACGAUGUAGCCCGUGUGACGAAGGACGCGUUCGACACUUGCACCUCCACGAACCCAAUUGCAUUCACAACCGUGGGACCCGCGAGUUUCACUCUCAACUCCACCGGUCCCGAUUACUACACUUGCACAUUCGGACAACAUUGUUCAUUAGGUCAAAAGUUGUCCAUCAACGUCUUACCGGCCUCUUCCACCACCACCACCCCAACGCCAUCUCCGGCCCCACUAGUGGCCCCCACCCCUCCCACUCCAUCUCCGGCGCCACUAGUGGCUCCCACCCCCGCCAUGCCCUCUCCAUCGCCGUCACCGGAAUCAUCGCCUUCUCCGGCACCUAGCGGCACCACCGACACUCCACCAUCAUCACCGGCUCCCUCACCGUCGUUGAUGGGGGACAUGAGCCCACCUCCACCGCCGUCAAGCUCUGCUGAAAUCGUUACUAUCGCCACCCCGUUUGUCGUUCUUGCAUCGUUCCUCCUCCUCGGCUUCGUGAUCUAGAUCAAUCCCGGCCCCGCGAAGAUGUAAUUUAAUAGCUUUCGAGUGUUGAUUUGAAUAUUUUUUUUGUAUCGGCCUUUAUUCUUAGGUUAUUAGGGAACUAGUGUUUAUUGGAUCAUGUGUCCAAUAUUAAUCCCUAAUAAGCUCAUUUUAAUUGUCUCCCACUUUAUGCAGACUCUAUAUUUAUGUAUGUUAUUUUGUGUGAUUAGACC
Erythranthe guttata (spotted monkey flower) is the source of this 1069-nucleotide messenger RNA. RefSeq names its product blue copper protein-like. Gene Ontology annotation, cellular component: plasma membrane. The record is from RefSeq and is a predicted model, not a curated record. Lineage: Eukaryota; Viridiplantae; Streptophyta; Magnoliopsida; Lamiales; Phrymaceae. Gene Ontology annotation, molecular function: electron transfer activity.